AUGUACAGUUGUAUUUUUAUUUUACCGCUUGGGGUGGUACUCACAUCACAAGACCACAAGUUUCUCUCUUCUCUCUUCUCUCUUCUCUUGCUGUCGUCUUCAAAGUCAAGUACUGGAACAGUGAGCAUCUGUCAAAUUGCAGCAGAAAAUCAAGCCCCUCCAGCGGCAAAUAUGUCAAGGGAUGAAAUUAAGCCGCUUUCAGGAAAGCCAUACUUUCAUGUCGUUAUUGCAAAAUCACACGUUAGUCCUCGAAAUCAACUGGUGCCGAGCGGCAAAAUGUGCCAAAACCUUCCUUUUAGUGAGGUUCCUACUGUUCUCAACUGUCGUGGUAAGAGCUGGAACAUGGCUUAUAAUGGGCAAAAGAAAUACAAGCAGUUUGAUACAAUUGGCUGGAGAAACUUUGUUAAAGAUAAUAAUUUGAAGGUUGGAGACGCGUGCGUUUUUGAGCUUAUGGAAAACAGUGAAGAGAAAAUCGUCUUUGAAGUUCAAAUUCUUAGAGGCAAAUUUCCUGGAACUGAUGAGAGUGAAGAAGAUCCGAUUUUCUUAUCCAAAUUUUCUGGUACCGGUGAGAGUGAUUCCCCAUAUGUCAUCGACUAA
This is a messenger RNA of Vicia faba (fava bean), 597 nucleotides long. The record is from the annotation of a GenBank genome assembly. NCBI's taxonomy places the organism in Eukaryota, Viridiplantae, Streptophyta, Magnoliopsida, Fabales, Fabaceae.